AAAGGGGGGGGUGUGGGACAGGCUACGUCGUAUACGUAAGGUAGGUAUAUUGGUAUUUCUAUAUAAGUUCUUGAUAGCUUCAAGACGGAUCCACUGCAUCUGCAUGCCUAAUUUAGAGGUUGUAAAUUUGUGGGUUUUGUUUCAAAAUCUCAAUUGUUCAUGGUUUUCUGGUUUGUGGGUGUGUCAACACCAAGUGUUCGAUCAUUUGUUUGAGAGAGGUGAAUAGUUUGUCGUCAGAAAUCCAACCCAUUUCUCAAGAUUUUGUUGGGUGAUUGGAAGAUUUUUGUGGUAAUGCAAGUGGUGAGGGUGUUCUUUUUUGAGAGAAAUAAGAUCAUUUAAUUGAAAAUUGUACAAUCAAAUGGAUGCAAAAACACCAUUGUUGUCAAGUGAGGAAGAUUCAAAUCACAUAAGAAGGCAUAGACGUACUUCAGUUACUAGCCUGAGAGGUGAUUUCCUUUCAAACUUACCCGACAAAGUCCGGCGUGGCCUUGACCCUGAGUCUCCAUUCCAGGUUGACCUUUCAAAAACUACUGGACUUAUAGAAGGGGAGAAAGAAUACUAUGAAAAGCAAUUUGCAGCUUUGAAGUCUUUUGAGGAAGUUGAUUCUUUACGUUCAACCAAUAUCGUUGAUAAUGAAGAGCAAGAGUUGAUAGAACAAGCUCAACACGAAAGAGCAAUCAACAUUUCUAAUUGGGCAAACAUCUUUCUACUUGCACUUAAGCUUUAUGCAACAGUACAAAGUGGAUCCUUGGCGAUUGCAGCAUCAACACUGGAUUCAUUGCUUGAUCUCAUGGCAGGCGGUAUUCUAUGGUUCACUCACCGGUCAAUGAAAAGUAUCAACAUCUACAAAUACCCUAUCGGAAAAUUGCGACUCCAACCUGUUGGCAUCAUCAUAUUUGCAGCAAUUAUGGCUACUCUUGGAUUUCAGGUGCUGAUACAGGCAGUGGAGCAGUUAAUUAAGAAUUCACCAUCUGAGAAGAUGAAAGAUUUUCAGUUGAUUUGGUUGUAUGCAAUCAUGCUGACUGCUACAGGCGUGAAACUGAUACUUUAUAUAUACUGCAGAAGCUCCGGUGACAAGAUUGUUCGAGCUUAUGCCAAGGACCACUAUUUUGAUGUGGUGACAAAUGUGGUUGGUUUAGUUGCUGCUGUACUUGGUGAUGAGUUCUACUGGUGGAUUGAUCCUGCUGGUGCCAUACUUCUUGCUGUCUACACAAUUAGCAAUUGGUCUGCAACUGUCAUGGAAAAUGCAGUUUCACUAGUUGGGCAAUCGGCACCUCCUGAUUUUCUGCAGACACUUACAUAUCUAGUCCUAAGGCACCAUCCUAAAAUCAGCCGUGUGGACACCGUUCGUGCAUACACAUUUGGCGUCCUCUAUUUUGUUGAGGUUGACAUAGAAUUGCCUGAAGAUUUGCCACUGAAAGAAGCCCAUGGAAUCGGGGAGUCGCUUCAGAUCAAGAUAGAAGAACUACCAGAAGUGGAGCGAGCAUUCGUUCAUCUUGAUUACGAGUGUGAUCACAAACCAGAGCACUCUGUUCUUAGCAGACUUCCCAACACCCAGCCUUGAAAUCCAUAUCAUAUGCUUGUAUUAGCAUAGUUUGUAGUUGCUUGAAUUUAGUCUAGGUUCUUCGGUCUUUUGGGGGAAAAUGUUUGAUGUGAGAUGAGCAUCUUUGCUCGAGUGUAGUCUGAAGUUCGCAAACAACAUAUCUACUCUGGUUUAUCAUGGGCUCGUUUACCAAAUGCUUACCGUAUAAGCACUCAUCUUGCCGAAUUAACAUAGCAAGGGUCGAGAAUCUUACCGACCCUGUCAAAAGCAAGGCAAUGAACGAGAGCCGUGUCUC
Messenger RNA from Cynara cardunculus var. scolymus (artichoke), 1838 nucleotides. Its product is annotated as metal tolerance protein 4-like. Lineage: Eukaryota; Viridiplantae; Streptophyta; Magnoliopsida; Asterales; Asteraceae. Gene Ontology annotation, biological process: transmembrane transport; monoatomic cation transport. The coding region runs from base 359 to 1564 and encodes 401 amino acids. Gene Ontology annotation, molecular function: manganese ion transmembrane transporter activity. Gene Ontology annotation, cellular component: membrane. The record is from RefSeq and is a predicted model, not a curated record. The transcript is spliced from 7 exons.